Messenger RNA from Balaenoptera acutorostrata (minke whale), 4001 nucleotides. RefSeq names its product acyl-CoA binding domain containing 5 (gene ACBD5). The transcript has 14 exons. NCBI's taxonomy places the organism in Eukaryota, Metazoa, Chordata, Mammalia, Artiodactyla, Balaenopteridae. The coding region runs from base 133 to 1740 and encodes 535 amino acids. Gene Ontology annotation, biological process: autophagy of peroxisome; fatty acid metabolic process. Gene Ontology annotation, molecular function: fatty-acyl-CoA binding. The record is from RefSeq and is a predicted model, not a curated record. Gene Ontology annotation, cellular component: peroxisome.
CUGCGGGGAGGGCGCGGACGGACAGACGGACCUCGCCGGGAUGGGGGGUGUGGCCGCUCCGCCAGGGUCCUGCGGGUGGGUCAGCGGCACAGCGACCACCAGUGCCCGGGGCCCCUCCGCCUUCUGCUAGAGAUGCUCUUCCUCUCGUUUCAUGCAGGCUCCUGGGAAAGCUGGUGCUGCUGCUGCUGCCUGAUUCCAGCCGACAGACCUUGGGACCGGGGCCGGCGCUGGAGGCUGGAGAUGGCGGACACGAGAUCCGUGCAUGAAACCCGGUUUGAGGCGGCGGUGAAGGUGAUCCAGAGUUUGCCGAAAAAUGGUUCAUUCCAGCCAACAAAUGAAAUGAUGCUCAAGUUCUAUAGCUUUUAUAAGCAGGCAACUGAAGGACCCUGUAAACUAUCAAGGCCUGGAUUCUGGGAUCCUAUUGGAAGAUAUAAAUGGGAUGCUUGGAAUUCAUUGGGUGAUAUGACCAAAGAGGAAGCCAUGAUUGCAUACGUUGAAGAAAUGAAAAAGAUUCUUGAAACUAUGCCAAUGACUGAAAAAGUUGAAGAAUUGCUACAUGUCAUUGGUCCGUUUUAUGAAAUUGUAGAAGACAAAAAGAGUGGCAGAAGUUCUGAUUUAACCUCAGUCCAAGUGGAGAAAAUCUCUAAAUACUUAGAAGAUCUUGGUAAUGUUCUAACUUCUACACCAAAUGCCAAAACUCUUAAUGGUAAAGCUGAAAGCAGUGAUAGUGGAGCUGAAUCUGAGGAAGAAGAGGCCCAGGAAGGCGUGAAAGGAGCAGAACAAAGUGAUAACGAUAAGAAAAUGAUGAAGAAAUCUGCAGACCAUAAGAACUUGGAAAUCGUUGUCACUAAUGGCUAUGAAAAAGACAGCUUUGUUCAGGGCGUACAGAAUGACAUUCAUGCCAGUCCUUCCCUGAAUGGCAGAGGCGCUGAGACAGUAAAAUCUGUAGAUCAAAACUUGGAGCAAACUGAAAAAACUGCUGUCUGCGUUCACCAAGAUGUAAAUGAUGAUCAUGUUGAAGAUGUUUCAGCAAUUCAGCAUUUGACGAGUGAUUCAGACAGUGAAGUUUACUGUGAUUCCAUGGAGCAAUUUGGACAAGAAGAGUCUUUAGAUAGCUUUACGUCAAACAAUGGACCAUUUCGCUAUUACUUGGGUGGUAAUCCCAGUCAGCCCUUGGAAAGUUCUGGUUUUCCUGAAGAUGUUCAAGUAUCUCCUGGGAAUGGCAACAGGGGGGACACACAGGCGGCAGCAGUGGAAGGCAAAGGUGAAGUAAAGCACGGAGGAGAGGAUGGCGGGAGUAACAGUGGAGCGCCACACCGUGAGAAACGGGCUGGAGAAAGUGAGGAAUUCUCUAACAUCAGGAGAGGGAGAGGGCACAGGAUGCAACAUUUGAGUGAAGGAAGCAAAGGUCGGCAAGUGGGAAGUGGAGGUGAUGGGGAACGCUGGGGUUCAGACAGAGGGUCGAGGGGCAGCCUCAAUGAGCAGAUCGCUCUCGUGCUCAUGCGCCUGCAGGAGGACAUGCAGAACGUCCUUCAGAGACUCCACAAACUGGAGACGCUGACAGCAUCGCAGGCAAAAUCAUCAGCAUUACAGACUGAUAAUCAGCCCCCUUCACCGAGACCAUCUUGGUGGCCCUUCGAGAUGUCUCCUGGUGCAUUAAUCUUUGCUAUCAUAUGGCCUUUUAUUGCCCAGUGGUUGGUGCAUUUAUAUUACCAAAGAAGGAGAAGAAAAUUGAACUGAAGAAAAUAUUUUACUGAAGAAGACGACUGGGCCUGGAUGACCUCAGGAUGAAAUGGAUUGUGGAGCUCACAUGAAACUCCUAGUUUGUGAUGAUUACAUUUCUUUUUGUUGUCCAGUAGUUUGGUUUGUGUACAUAUAUACAUAUAUAUAUUUUGCACUACACAAAUGAUAACAUUUUAAGGACUAAUAUUGCUGAUACUUGAAUAAUCAAUCUCAACUAGGUUAUAAGUAACAGACUUAGAUUUACCCUACCCUUGAACUUGAAGGACAUUAAAUUAUUAAUUAUUGUUUGGUAACAUGUUUACCUGAUUAUCUCCCAUAGAGAAAUAUAAGCUGCUUUUCCAAGGUACAGUUGUGAUAAUAAGAACAGAUUUAUAACUGGGUAUUUUUAAUUUUCUAAAUUAAAUAUGAGAAAGUAUGCAAACCAGGAGUGAAUUUCAAAUGAGAUGAAAUCGACUUUCUUUCUUAGUCACUGAACCACCAUGCGAUUCAGUAGAAAACGACUGGAAGAAUCUUCUCCACGUCCACUUUGUGGGCUGCCCAUAAUCUUCCUUGGGCAUGCACAGCUCUAACUUUAGUGUUCAGGCAUCAUUAUGACAAAGUAGAGCCCUAUGUACUAGGCUUUGUUUUUACAAAUGAUUCACAGAAUAGACAUAACCUGCUAAUGGAAAUGAUGAAGAAUGGGCUUAAUGUGUUCUGAACCUGCAGAUCAUUAAUAAGAUUUGUAUUCAAUCAUAUCCAUGGAUUCCUUUGUAAUAAUUUUCCUUUAACUGAGGACAUCUUGUUUCUGCUUCAUAGGGUGCUUUGAAAUAUAAAAUGAAAACUUAUUUAUACUGUUUUUACAAAGGUCAAAGAGGAAACACAUGAAAAUCACUUUUCUGCAACUGGUAAACCACACAGACCAGACUCUUAACCUCUUAGUGCCUCAGUUUUUCCUUCGGGGUAUAAUAUUGGAGAUACACCUGUUUCACAAGGGGUAUUGGAGAGAUCUGCAAGCUAGCAGGCCAUAUGCUUCCAUGUGAAUAAGACAUACCCAACUAAUGUAAAUUUGUGUCUCUCCUCCACCUCCCACAUUUAGACUAAGAAGAAGACUGUAAUUUAGAUCCUUGAAGGCUCUGUUUGGAAUUAUCCUUCCUGCAUACCUUUUAAAACUCCCUGCUCAUGUAGAUGUACCUUAUGCUUUAAAGAUUUCUCUGAUACAAAGGUUUAGUAUCAAAUAAUUUUUAAAAUUCUUGGUAUGUGUGAUGUUGGGUUUAGCAUCAUGUGUUCAGAGUGUUCUCAAUAAGAGAGAAAGUAAUCCAUCCCUAGUCUAAAGGGUGGUUCUUUGUUUAUCUGAAGAAAAAAGUAUAAGAAUACAAUUUGCUUUUCUGAAGACUCUUUUUUUCCUUAUUUUUUUUCUUACAUGUAAGUUGAUGUUUUUUAUUUUUUAAUCCCAUCUUGAUUAAAAUGUAUCUGUCUAAAGAGAUCUACUAAUAUUUGCUUUUUAAAAGCUGUCCUCUAUUUAUUUAGGGAAAAAAAUGAAGCCAGUAACUGAAUUAUAUGUAAAAAUAAAAUUUAGACCUGUGGGUCGGGAGUUAUUUUAAAAAAUUAGCUAUCAAUCUGGUAUCAGAAAAUGGUGGGGCUUCCCUGGUGGCGCAGUGGUUUAGAAUCUGCCUGCCAAUGCAGGGGACACAGGUUCGAGCCCUGGUCUGGGAAGAUCCCACAUGCCGCGGAGCAACUGGGCCCGUGAGCCACAAUUACUGAGCCUGCGCGUCUGGAGCUUGUGCUCGGCAAUAAGAGAGGCCGCGACAGUGAGAGGCCCGCGCACCAUGAUGAUGAGUGGCCCCCGCUCGCCGCAACUAGAGAAAGCCCUCACACAGAAACGAAGACCCAACACAGCCAAAAAUAAAUAUAAAUAAAUAAAUAAAUAAAAAUUAAAAAAAAAAAAAAAGAAAAUGGUGGCUUUUCUCUUAGUAUAUAAAUAAAUAAGAUGCAAAGUAAGAAUGUAAGCAGUUGUGAUUCAUUACAAGCAGUUGGAGGUAACUAACUCCUAGGGAUAACCAUUUGUAUCCUAUUCCAAAGUCUUAUUUUAUAGUUUGAAAAGCACUUUGCACACAGUUCUUGUAUAUACAAGUAAAGACAUAAUUAUAGGAUGUAGUGUUACUGCUUUGUUUAACAAGAACCUCAUUUAAAAUUGACAGCUAUGGUAUUUUUUUAAUGAUCUACUUCUUUUCUGUUUCUUUAUUGUAAAAUUAAGUUAAAAAUAAAAGGUUAAUGAAAAA